This is a messenger RNA of Acytostelium subglobosum LB1, 1323 nucleotides long. RefSeq lists its product as hypothetical. The coding region runs from base 1 to 1323 and encodes 440 amino acids. The record is from RefSeq and is a predicted model, not a curated record. NCBI's taxonomy places the organism in Eukaryota, Evosea, Eumycetozoa, Acytosteliales, Acytosteliaceae. The transcript has 3 exons.
AUGGGUGGUGGACCAUCUAAAGACGCUGAUCCUUCAUUUGAAGAGGCCAGAAGAGAGUUCAAAGAGACAGCAGAGCAAUGUACCACUAUACACGAGGCAUUGAAGAAGAGAGAUAAGAAUGCUGCAAAGCUAUUCAAUGAUCCAAAGAGUCUUAACAAGGCAUUGGUAAAGUUCUUACCUGAUAACCAUCCACUUAAUAAUUAUAGUGGGAAGGUGUCGGGAUCAAUGGAGGAUGCAUACCUCAAUUGGUUGGACAGUAAUAAGCCAAACUAUGAUAGUCUUAACAGAGCAAUGUCAAUGAUAAAGUCAAUCAAGGAUGGCAUAACAUCAAGGGAUAAUCUAUUGAUGCAGGUGGAGCAGUCCGACCAGAAGAUCAAGGCGCUGCGCAAGUCGACAUCGGCCGACUUUAGUCGUCUGACCUCUGAGGAGCAGGCCAACAAGGCCAAGAAGCAGGCCUUCCUCACAAAGAACUACAACACAUUGCUGGACGUACAUAACUUCUUCAAGGAAAAGAACCAGCUCUUUGACAUGCCACUCAUGCGCAUCCAAGAGUCACAGAGCACCCUGUACCAGACCAUCUUCAAUGGACUCUAUCAAUGGUCCAACAUACUCCAACAACAGCCACCCUACCACAACCCGAUCGACAAUCUGUUGCCCGAGGGCCCACCCAACUUGGACAACAUUCAGAUCGGCCCUGAUGGCCCUCAGCCAGGCAACAGCCCAGGCCAGGCACCACAACGACCGGCUCGUCUCAACAACAGUAUCAAUCAAACACAGACUCAUCGUCCGUCUCCUCUGCCACCCUCCAUCCCAUCACAGCAAUACUCAUCUCCUCCUCCAGUGCCACCACAUCAGCAGCAGCCUCCAUACUCUCCACCAAUGCAACAGCAGCAGCAGCAACAACAGGCACAACUAUAUCCUCAGCCUGCACCAUACAUGCCAACAAGUCCAACAUAUCCACAGCAGUAUCCUCCAUCGAUGUCACCGUCGGCACCACCAGCCACCUCGAUCUAUCCAACUCCCCAGCAGUACUACGCUCCACAACCAUACCAGCCACAGCAGCAACAGCAGCCGGAUCCAAUGUACCAGCCACCUCCUCCACCAAGACCUCAAUCAUACAAACAGGUGCCAGUCAAUAUCAACUCGAUUGGCAUUGACUCUGAUCAUCAUCAACAGGCUGCCCCACAGUACCAGCAGUAUCAGCAGCCACUUCAACCACAACAACAACCACCAGCAUCACAAGUUCCUCGACCACUUCCGGGCAACAAUCCACCUCGUCCAUUGUCCAGCAACAUGCCUCCUCCAGCCUACCGCAGGAGUUGA